AUGGAGGUCAACACCAUCAACGAUAGAGAAGAAGGGGAAGAGGAGGAUGAAGCUGAAGCUGAAGGGUGGUGUGGAAACAGUGGUGACCCUGUGGGGGAACUUGCAGUAAAAACGCAAGGGAGUGAACAAGAGGGGGGAAAGAAGGAAGAGGAGGAGGAGGAACAGCUGCUGAAGAUCCAGAGGUGUCUGUCAGUGUGUGUGCGCAGAGACAGAGAAGGUUAUGACCGCCUCUCCUCACCUGGACCUCGGGCUGCUGCUGCUGCUGCUGGCCUGCUGGCAAACUCCGGCGAUGCCGGCGCUUUAAUCCAGAACGACUCACAGCAACAGAGGAAACGUAGCAUCACCAUCAUCAUCAUCAUCAUCAUCAUCAUCAUCCCCGGUGUUUCGCUCAAGGACGAGUUGAUGAAAACUCGCACUGAUAAAAACACGUCUGUGCCAGCAGCCCCAGUGAACGUAUCGGUGACCCAGCUGAGGGCACAUUCGGCCAUGGUGACCUGGAACGUCCCUCAGGGAGACACUGUCAUUGGAUACGCCAUCUCACAGCAGAGGCAGGACGGCCUGAUGCAGCGCUCCAUCCGUGAGGUGAACACAUCAAGCCGCUGGUGUGUGCUGUGGGACCUGGAUGAGGACACACACUACAGCGUCCAGGUUCAAUCCGUCGGGACGCAUGGAGACAGCCAGCCAAGCCGCGCCGUCCACUUCAGGACUCUGGAGAGAAGCGACCAUUAUCCUGCUGGAGUCCUCGACCACCAUGAACCGGCUAUGGAGGGUCUGGGCAUGACUCCUCAUCUGCAGACAGGAGAGCUGCUCAUUAUCACCACUGUGCUGCUGCUGUGGGCAGCCGUCAUCGCCCUCUUCUGCCGACAGUACGACAUCAUCAAAGACAACGACUCCAGCUGUGCCAAGGACAAGACAAAGAGGCCGCUGGUCCGAGCCACUUCCUCUUACUACAACGCUUCUGCCCACAGCUCACCAGUCUACCACAACGGAGCCGUACGCAGCAGCAAGCUCCACAGAGCCUCCUCGUCCAUCAGCAUCAUUAGAGUUUGAAGGACGUCGGGGGCUUUUUGUUUUGUUUUUUUUUAGACUCAGCAGGAAACUUGCAGCACAGGACGAGUGGCGCCGACACGCCCUGAUUCACCACAGCGGGAUUAUCAUGACAAAUGGAGAAUAUAAUAUACAGACCUGGCUGAGAGUCUUAAUUUAUUGUAAAAUAUGGGCAAAGUAAGAAGCACUCCAUGCAGAUGUGGAGGAAAUGGAGGACUACUGCUCUCUAGUGGAAGAAGACUAAAACAUCAUGGAGACAGAUGUGCAACGGCCCUCUUGUGGCGUCAUAUCAUUGCAGCUUUUUAGAGCCUUAAUUGAGCUGACAUGAACUCAGAAGCGUCUAGUGCAAGAAGCCACAUUUUUGAACUGCAAACCAAACUCAUUCCUCCCCCCAAAAAACAAACAUAAAACCAUGUUCUCUGAUGUCAAAGACUAAAUGUGAAUAUUUGCCAGCAUGUCGGCCACCUCAGAUUUAACUGUCAUUUCAACAGGUCUGUGUUUGACACAUGCAACAAGAUGAGACGCUGAUAUUUAGCUUUUUAUGAGUCACCUUUUAGUUAAACAUAAGAAUGGAAGAGUGUGUGUUGUGGCGUGUGUGUGUGUGUGAGUGUGUGUGUGUGAGUGUGUGUGUGUGUGUGUGUGUGUGUGUGUGUGUGUGUGUGUGUGUGUGUGUGUGUGUGUGUGUGUGUGCAUUUAAUUACAUUCAAAGCAUCUAAAAUUAAUUCCUAAUUGCAAUUCAUUUGUACUCAACUGUAUGUUUCCUCUUAUAAAUAAUUAGAUAAGCCGUAUUAACAUCAGGAUGAGUGUAUUAUAUGUAAAUGGACUAUGUACAUAAACUGAAGGUGGAACAA
Messenger RNA from Scomber scombrus (Atlantic mackerel), 1898 nucleotides. RefSeq names its product fibronectin type III domain-containing protein 5-like. The record is from RefSeq and is a predicted model, not a curated record. Gene Ontology annotation, molecular function: protein binding. The transcript has 9 exons. The coding region runs from base 1 to 1050 and encodes 349 amino acids. NCBI's taxonomy places the organism in Eukaryota, Metazoa, Chordata, Actinopteri, Scombriformes, Scombridae.